GAGCGCGAAUUGCAGAGCGAAACAGCAUACGAUCCAGAUCAAAUUAACACUUGCAGACACUCAUCAGCUCACGCAGCAGCAACAAUGUCGAUCGUGAGGUGCAACAGCGUGUUUGACCCCUUUUCACUCGACCUCUGGGCCGACCCCUUCGACGCCUUCCGCUCCAUCGUCCCGGCAGUCUCCGGCAACAGCGAGGCGGCCACUUUCGCCAACGCCCGCGUGGACUGGAAGGAGACCCCCGAGGCGCACGUCUUCAAGGCGGACCUCCCCGGCGUGAAGAAGGAGGAGGUCAAGGUGGAAGUGGAGGAUGGAAACGUGCUUGUAGUCAGCGGCGAGCGCACCAAGGAGAAGGAGGACAAGAACGACAAGUGGCACCGUGUCGAGCGCAGCAGCGGCAAGUUCGUCAGGCGCUUCCGCCUCCCGGAGAACGCCAAGGUGGAGGAGGUGAAGGCCGGGCUAGAGAAUGGGGUGCUCACCGUCACCGUGCCCAAGGUUGAGAUCAAGAAGCCUGAGGUGAAGGCCGUCGAGAUCUCCGGCUAAAGGGCAUGCCGAUUGGGCCAGCUUGGUCCAUAUGUCUGCUCGAGUAGACCCUUGAUUUGCAGCAGUGAUGUCAGUGUUUCUAUGGAAUGGCAUAUGUAGUAGUUCUGUAUCGAAGUUUUAUUGUGUAUCUCUGUUGUAAACGUGUGACCAUGUUUCAGUAAUGCCAAAGAAUAAAUAAGUGAUUAAUCGUU
Lolium perenne is the source of this 731-nucleotide messenger RNA. RefSeq names its product 16.9 kDa class I heat shock protein 1-like. Lineage: Eukaryota; Viridiplantae; Streptophyta; Magnoliopsida; Poales; Poaceae. The record is from RefSeq and is a predicted model, not a curated record.